AUGAGCGAUAUUGUUAUGUUUACAUGCAACUCAUGCAUGAUCCAGUUCCAAUCAAGUGGUUUGCAACGUCAUCAUAUGAAGACAGAAUGGCAUAGGUACAAUUUGAAAAGAAGAGUAGCCCAACUAGCUCCAAUCAGUGCCAGUUUAUUUGCUGAGAAGUUGCAAAUGUCAAAUCGUGAACAGGAACUAAAUCAAGUUGAUGAGUUUGGCUUCCCAGUAUUAAAACCUAUUAACCACUCCCGCGGAUUCCAGAGAAAGGGAAGAAAAUUAGGAAGGAGUAGAUUAGAGGGUCUUCAACACUCUGGCCAAGAUUUGAGAUCCUUGUCACCAGCAUCGUCUAUUACAUCACAUGCAUCUAGAGCCACUUUCAGAAGUACUGAUCUUGAAGAAGAGGCCUUUUCAGAUCAUGGCUUCACUACCGAGGAUUCUUAUUCACAUUAUUCAAACACCGAUCAUGAAUCAUCUGAUGAAUCAGAGAUUGGAAAUGACCACGAAAGGAUUAGUUCUACGGAGUGUAUCUACUGUGGGAAAAACUCGAAACAAGUUGAAGCAAAUGUUAGACAUAUGUUUAAUAAGCACGGACUAUACCUACCUGAACGCUCAUACUUGACCGAUUUGACCGGUUUACUUAAGUAUUUGACCGACAUCAUUAUCGUCAACAAGAACUGUCUUUGCUGCAAAUACCAAGGAUCAUCAGUUGAAAGUAUAAGGGCACAUAUGUCAUCUAAACACCAUUGCAUGCUACCGUAUGAAACAAAGGCAGAAAGAGCAGCUAUAUCGCAGUUUUAUGACUUUUCUUCACUAGAUGAAGCAGCAGUUUCUGAUAGUUCAGCCAAACAUGGCACGUCUUCAUCCGUAUCGCCAGUAACGUUUGCAAAUAGUGAAUCCAUUAUUCAGACGGCAGAAUUACAUUCUAGUGAAGACGGGGCUGAUGAAGCGGAGGCUGACAUCAAUUCCAAUUAUGCGCUGGUUCAUAUCGAUGAUUCUGGAGUGGAAUUACAAUUAGGAAACGGAAUCAAAGUAGGCCACAGGAGCAUGCAAAGAUAUUACAGGCAGAAUGUUCCUCUAGGUUCGACUUCUCCUGAUGACAGAAGAACGGUUGUAGCAGCUGAUAGAAGAGUAACUUCGACCGUACAAUCCAGACAAAUGAAGAAGGCCGAGAAAGAGAUUAAACAACUCGAGAAGCAGCACUCUAACAAGCAUGUACGUCUACAGAUCAGAAGAGCUAACCAUCAGACUCAUUUCAGAGAUGAAUUGUUACAAUAG
Molecule: messenger RNA, 1266 nt
Organism: Kluyveromyces lactis
Lineage: Eukaryota; Fungi; Ascomycota; Saccharomycetes; Saccharomycetales; Saccharomycetaceae
Gene: REH1
Product: Reh1p
Exons: 1
Coding region: 1-1266 (421 amino acids)
Biological process (GO): ribosomal large subunit biogenesis
Cellular component (GO): preribosome, large subunit precursor
Source: RefSeq, a predicted model, not a curated record